AUGGGCAACCCAGGGGCUGUAUAUGCUAUAGUAGUAUAUGGGGCAAAGGAUUUAGCUCAUGCUAUGACAAUCACUGAUCAAUCAAACCCAGAUGCAGAUAAAGAAGAAGAUAAGGACUCAGAUGUG
Molecule: messenger RNA, 126 nt
Organism: Cetraspora pellucida
Lineage: Eukaryota; Fungi; Glomeromycota; Glomeromycetes; Diversisporales; Gigasporaceae
Source: the annotation of a GenBank genome assembly